This is a messenger RNA of Trypanosoma grayi, 1152 nucleotides long. RefSeq names its product UDP-Gal or UDP-GlcNAc-dependent glycosyltransferase. The record is from RefSeq and is a predicted model, not a curated record. The transcript has a single exon. Gene Ontology annotation, cellular component: membrane. Gene Ontology annotation, molecular function: hexosyltransferase activity. Bases 1 to 1152 code for a protein of 383 amino acids. Lineage: Eukaryota; Euglenozoa; Kinetoplastea; Trypanosomatida; Trypanosomatidae.
AUGGCCGAGACAAAGCGCAGUUUGCGGAGGUGGACUGUUAUCCUUGUGUAUUUCCUUGUGGUGUUGGUCGUUCUGCUUCUUAUUGUACGCGUAGACGUGGGAUCCUGGCUUCAUUUGGGGGACGUUCACUCUGAUGCCACUACCAGCGUUAUCACCCUAGAGUCGCCACGCCGCGAAGAUGCCACUAGCCGUGAUGAGUCGCUGCAAUAUGUCCCACAGAAUGUAGUGCGUGCGUGGUCCGAGCGUGACUACCUGAUUGUGUUUGGCAUCCCAUCUGUGGACAUCGAUGUGAGGCGGAGGCGCCGUUACCUGCAGCGCUCGACGUGCUGGCGGUUCCCCGGUGUGGCGACGAGAGCAAACAACUUCACCGGCGCGAUGCUGGUGCUGUACGUCUUUGGGCGGCACCCGUCGCACAACUUCACGUACUCCGCGUCUCUUCAGCGUGAGGCGGCGGAGUGGCACGAUGUGAUUGCGCUGCCGAUGAAUGAAGGGCGCCCGUUCACGAACGGGGCGGCAGGUUCCUCUGGCUAUUGGAACAUAGAGGUUGGCGUCGGCUUGAGCCGCAAGGUGUUCGUGUGGUUUGAGUUGGCACUGCGUCUCUUUCCCUAUGGGAUGUACAUCGCGAAGGGCGACGACGACAUGAUUCUGCGUGUUCCGCAGUUCCUUGCCGACCUGCGCACGCUGCCUCGUCGAAGGGUGUAUUGGGGAACGAUAUACAUACCAAGAGUCUGGAGAAACAACACAUCGGUAAGGUUUCCUUUCGCAUUCGGUGCGUGCUACACCCUGUCACGUGACGUUGCCCAUCAAUUUGUGUCCUAUGGGCCGUUGGAGCGCUUAGUGCGUAUACCAUAUGCCAAGGAGCUAGAUACCCAGUAUGUUAAUAUGGAGGUUCACUCUGAAGAUGCAAUGGUUGGGCUUGCAUUGAAGAAAUCUGGAUAUGCCCGGCGGUUGGUGCUUGUAAGGGAACCGCGCUGCUCCUUCCAUGAUAUUCAUAGCGGACCUGCGAUGGGGUUUGUUCAGUCUAGCUCUGUUAUGGUGCAUCACUUAUGGGAGAGUGACUACGAAGAGUUGAUGAGACGAUUCCGUAAUGUUAGUCGAACUGUUCCAAGGCACCGUAAGAUUAUGCGACGUCGAAUCGAAUUCGUCUGCUGA